AUGCAGCCUCACCCCCAUUUACGGCCUACUCGCCGCCUGGUCACAGGUCACUCGCCCGAUGGAAAAGCGAUAUUCGAAUCCGAUGACAAGGUAAUACCCGUCAAUCCAACUCCAGCUCCAGCUUCGGACACACCUGAAGACGAACAAACAGCUCUACCAGUCGGGAUAACCCUGAUCCACCGCACAGAAAACUGCCCGGUAAAAAUUCAAGGCUCUCGUAAUGAGUUGAAUGUCGAAAACCUUCGUCGCGGUCAAGGCGAAAAGGGCGUCGUCCGCCAGAUCAUUGAUUUGCCGCCUACAUCACAAGACAAGCCGCUGUACUUGCAUCGCAACCAGAGUCUAGAUUACGGUGUGGUAUUGAAGGGGAGCAUGAACAUUAUACUAGAUGAUGGAGAGGAGGAGACGUUAAGGGAAGGAGAUGUUUAUGUGCAAAAGUGA
Rhinocladiella mackenziei CBS 650.93 is the source of this 438-nucleotide messenger RNA. RefSeq lists its product as uncharacterized. The record is from RefSeq and is a predicted model, not a curated record. The coding region runs from base 1 to 438 and encodes 145 amino acids. NCBI's taxonomy places the organism in Eukaryota, Fungi, Ascomycota, Eurotiomycetes, Chaetothyriales, Herpotrichiellaceae. The transcript has a single exon.